Selaginella moellendorffii is the source of this 2274-nucleotide messenger RNA. Its product is annotated as probable glutamate carboxypeptidase LAMP1. NCBI's taxonomy places the organism in Eukaryota, Viridiplantae, Streptophyta, Lycopodiopsida, Selaginellales, Selaginellaceae. Gene Ontology annotation, molecular function: carboxypeptidase activity. Bases 87 to 2195 code for a protein of 702 amino acids. The record is from RefSeq and is a predicted model, not a curated record. The transcript has 12 exons.
UUGCAGGAAGGAUCUGUCGAGAUGCGAUGGGAGUAGUCCGUGCUCUUGCGGAUCUGAUAUAGCAGGAGGUGCGAUUAACCAGAAGUAUGGCAAGCGUGAGCAGAUGCAGAUGCUGCUUGUUGUCACUGGUCCUGCUUGCUUUUGCUUUCUUCUCGUCUACAGGAGUGAAAGAUUCGGGCUUCACUUUGGACAAGUUGGAGGAUGAAUUCCUAUCUGGUCUUUCUAACAAUACAAUCAGUAAGUUUCUUAAGGAGCUUACGUUGGAGCCACAUGUAGCCGGCACGGCAGAGGACCUCGCUACCGCAAAAUACGUUUUUGAUCAUUUUGAAGCUUCCGGGAUUGUGGCUCAUUACUCUGAUUACAGUGUGCUCCUCUCUUAUCCGAUCCGAAGAUCUCUAUCGUUGCACCUUCCUGAUGGUUCCUUGAAGGACUUCACUUUGAAAGAAGAGGCAGUCGAGGGCGACCCUUACAGCACUAAUCCGAAGGUGAUUCCAACUUUCUUCGCUUAUUCACCUUCUGGUACCAUCAGCAGUGAAGUUGUUUAUGUAAACUAUGGUCGAGAAGAGGAUUUUCUCACUUUGAAGGAUGAAGGAGUCAAUGUAACUGGUACAGUGGUCAUUGCAAGGAUCGGGAAGAUCUUCCGAGGGGAUAUAGCUGCAAAUGCAGCAGCAGCAGGUGCAGCUGCUGCCAUAACCUACUCGGAUCCUUUCGACUAUGCAGGGAACGGAAGUCAAGGUUACUAUCCUUCUUCACAGUGGUUGCCCCCAUCUGGUGUUCAACGAGGUUCCUUGUUUUUGACUAAUGGUGAUCCUCUUACUCCUGGAUGGCCCAGUGUUCCGGAUGCUGAAAGGCUGGAAAUCUCCCAAGUGCAGUUUCCUAAGAUACCUGUGUUGCCAGUUUCGGCUCAGGAUGCGCUACCAAUACUGGAAGCACUAACAGGGAAGGUUGCUCCACAAGAGUGGCAGGGGGGACUACAACUGUCCUCAUACCGACUUGGGAGGGGUCCUGCUAAAGUCAAGUUGAGCUAUGAAGGGAAUUUGACGAUGGCUCCAAUCAGAAAUGUUAUAGGGAUGAUUACAGGGUCUGAAGAGCCAGACAGGUAUAUUUUGCUCGGAAACCAUCGAGAUGCAUGGACAUUUGGAGCAGCCGACCCCAACAGUGGCACUGCAUGUCUUCUUGAAAUUGCACGAGGAUUCGGAAACUUGCUGAGCCUCGGGUGGCGACCGAGGCGAACAAUUAUUUUCUGUAGCUGGGAUGCGGAAGAGUUUGGCUUGAUAGGGUCAUCCGAAUGGGUUGAGAGGAAUCUCAAUUUAUUGGCUUCUAGAGCAGUUGCUUACCUUAACGUCGACUCAGCAGUUGGUGGUCCUAAUUUUGAUGGACGUGCGACCCCCCAGCUGGACAAUAUACUGCUGGAAGUCACCAAGAAGGUGAAGGAUCCAAAUUCAGUAUACGGGACAGUAUAUGAAGCUUGGUCUGCAUUGAACGGCCAUGGUACUCCUAACAUUGGAAGGCUGGGUAGUGGAUCUGAUUUCUCGGCAUUCUUGCAUCAUGCUGGUAUUCCUUCAUGUGACAUCCGAUAUCAAACUCUUUACCCUAUGUAUCAUUCACUGUAUGAUGAUUACAACUGGAUGGAACGCUUUGGAGAUCCCAUGUUUCACCGGCACGUUGCAGUUUCUGGAAUAUGGGGCCUCCUUGCAAUCCAUCUUGCUGGUGAUGCUGUUUUAUCCUUCAACUAUGCUAACUAUGCCGACGAGCUGGAGGCGGGUGCAAUGGCAUUGCAAAAGAAUUUGCUGCAAGCAUCAGAAAACAUCACAGCAAAUCCCUUAUUUCCUGCGAUAUCAAAACUUCGAGCAGCUGCUGCUCAAUUGGGAGCAGAAAUGAUUCAAAUGAAGGUACUCACUGAUGCUCAAACCUUGUCUAAGCUGAGGUCCUUGAAUGAUCGGAUGCUUCUGGCCGAGCGAUCGUUCUUGGAUCCUAGUGGACUGACCGGGACUUCCUGGUAUAAGCAUGUUAUAUAUGGGCCAUCAGGUAAGAAUCACUACAAUUCGCAGUUAUUUCCGGGUGUUUGUGACGCACUAGCUGCUGCAAUGAGUAUCAACAACAAGGCUAGCUGGAACGCGUUGCAGCAUGAGAUUUGGAAGGUAGCACGAGCAAUAACAAAUGUGGCUCAUUUCUUAAGUGGUGAACUUCAUUGAGGGACAUUUCUCUAAAGAACCAUGCAACCACUUCCUAGUCAAGUGGACUGAAACUUAAAUGCCACACAAAUUAUUGGGA